Molecule: messenger RNA, 3036 nt
Organism: Caretta caretta (loggerhead turtle)
Lineage: Eukaryota; Metazoa; Chordata; Testudines; Cheloniidae
Source: RefSeq, a predicted model, not a curated record
AUGGGGGAAAAUCUUCACUUCUUACAGACCUCCCUCCCCAGUGGAGUGGAUCCUGGCGCUGUGGAGGAGAUCCUGGCGCUGCGGGACCUGGUCACUGUCUAUUCGGAUGAGGAGGGGCUGGAGGAGUUUGAGACGGUGCUGCUCAAAGCUCUGGUCAGAGGCGGCCACCUGACCGGUGAGGCCACCCAGUACCUGGACGAGCUGCGCCUGGCUGUGGCCUGGAACCGCGUGGACAUCGCCCGCUCUGAGCUCUUCCGUGGAGACAUCCAUUGGGAGCCCCAGCUGCUGGAGGAGCCCAUGCGGGACGCGCUGCUGGGGGACCGCCCGGCCCUGGUGCGUCUGUUCGUGGAGAACGGGCUGGACCUGGGCAAGUUCCUGACCUGGGGGCGCCUGGGGGAGCUGUACCGGGGGAUCCCCGAGGCCUCGCUGCUGCACCAGCUGCUGGCGCGGCGCCAGGGGGGGCCCGAGCCCCCCCACUACCAGUUGUGGAGCGCCCCCCCCGACUGCCCCCUGACCCAGGUGGCCCGCCUGCUCCGCGAGCUGCUGGGCGACGUCUGCGCCCCCUUCUAUGCCAGGCUGCACCCCCUGGACUCCAAGGGAGCUGGGAAGAAGGGUCCCCUGCUGGACGGGGACCCCCCCUACCGCGACCAGUGCACCCGGAACCCCUGGACUGACCUCUUCAUCUGGGCUGUGCUGCUCAACCGGGGCGAGAUGGCCACGUACUGCUGGGAGAUGGCCCCGGACGCGGUGGGGGGGGCGCUGGUGGGGGCACGGAUCCUGCGGGAACUCUCCCACCUCGAAUCGGAUGCGCAGGAGGCCGUGGACAUGAAGGAGCUGGCCAUGAAGUUCCAGACCUUGGCCAUCGGCGUGUUCGGCGAGUGCUAUGGGAACAGUGAGUCUCGGGCCUCUCAGCUCCUCGUGCGUCGCUCCCACCUCUGGGGCGGCGCCACCUGCCUGCAGCUCGCCUGGCUGGCCGAGGCCCGGUGCUUCUUUGCCCACGACGGGGUGCAGGCGCUGCUGACCCAGAACUGGUGGGGCGAGAUGGAAAGGUCCACGCCCGUCUGGAAACUCCUCCUCACCUUCUUCUGCCCCCCCCUCAUUUUCACCAACCUCAUCACCUUCAGGGCGAUGGAGGAGGAUCUGCAGCAGGAGAAGCCCCACACCCUGGAGAACCUGGAUGCCGACGGGAAAUGCCCCGUGGAGGAGAUCCUCAUGGGGUCGGCGUCCUCGCUGAGCUCCCCCCGGCGGCCGGGCUGGGCCUGGCUCUGGGGCUGGCGCCGGUUCUGGGGGGCGCCGGUGACAGCCUUCCUGGGCAACGUGGUGAUGUACCUGCUCUUCCUGCUGCUCUUCUCCUACGUGCUGCUGCUGGACUUCCCGCGCCCCCCGCCCGAAGGCCCCCACGCCGCCGAGGUCCUGCUCUACGCCUGGGUCUUCACCCUGCUGUGCGAGGAGCUCCGCCAGGGCUGCUUCACCGGGAGCCGGCCGCUGGCCCAGCGCGCCCGCGCCUACCUGCAGGACCCCUGGAACCAGUUCGACCUCACCGCCCUGGGGCUCUUCCUGCUGGGGGCCGUCUGCCGGAUGUUUCAAGGGACCUACCCGCUGGGGCGCACCGUGCUCUGCCUGGACUUCAUGGUCUUCACCCUACGUCUCAUCCACAUCUUCGCCGUCAACAAACAGCUGGGCCCCAAGAUGAUCAUCGCGGGCAAGAUGAUGAAGGACGUCUUCCUCUUCCUCUUCUUCCUGGCCGUCUGGCUGGUGGCCUACGGGGUGACGACCGAGGGGCUGCUGCACCCCAGUGACAAGCGCCUGGCCUGGAUCUUCCGCCGUGUCUUCUACCGGCCCUACCUGCAGAUCUUCGGCCAGAUCCCGCUCAACGAGAUCGAUGCGCAGAUCGCGGGGUCGAACUGCACGGACGACUCGGGGGCGAAGGAGGGCACGCCCUGCAUGAACACUUACGCCAACUGGCUGGUCCUGGUUCUCCUCGUCAUCUUCCUCCUCGUCGCCAACAUCCUGCUCCUCAACCUGCUCAUUGCCAUGUUCAGUUACACCUUUGCCAAGGUGCAGGGCAACAGCGACACCUACUGGAAGUCGCAGCGUUACAGCCUGAUCCUGGAGUAUCACAACCGGCCGGCCCUGGCCCCCCCUUCAUCAUCAUCAGCCACCUGCGCCAGCUGCUCGCGGGACCUGUCCCCGGAGCAGGACGCCCAGCUGCUCACCUGGGAGGCCGUGCAGAAGGAGAAUUACCUGGUAGCCCUGGGCCGCCAGAAACGGGACAGCGACACCGAACGGCUCCGGCGGACGUCUCAGAAGGUCGACCAGGCCUUGAAGCAAUUGGCUGAGGUCCGGGAGCAGGAGCGACGGCUCAAGACCCUGGAGACCCAGAUGGAGAAGUGCACCAGCGCCCUCUCCUGGAUGGUGGACACCCUGGCUCAGAGCGACCUGGGAAAGAACCGCCCCGCCCCCCCCCCACUCAAAUCAGACUGACCCCCCGACCCCAGCGAGCGAGGACAUCAGCUGCGGAGAAUGGACACCCAGCUGCGAGCACAGGCAUCCGGGCACCAUGGACUCCCCCCCCCCCCCGCCACUGUGAACCCAGGCAUCCGGGCACCAUGGACUGUCCUGGGGGGCUGGAGUUCAGGAGAUCCCUGCUGUGAACCCAGGGGUCCGGAUGCCACAGACUCUUGGUGGGAGGUGGGGAAGGAAGAGAAAUCUCAGGGCACCCCCCAGCGGGUCCCCCGUGACAAAGCGGGGUUUUAUUCAUCUUGUUAUGUGGCAUGUGAGUCUUACUGUCCUACGCUAAUACUCUGUGUGCCUCAGUUUCCCUGUGUGCUGCACCAGUGCUUUGGUGGUGGGAAUAGGGGUCUGGGACUUUGGCUGAGACCCUCGGGGGCAGGUGAGGUGGCUCCGGUGCCCUUCAUAACCUGAGGCCCAGGAGGGGGCUGCAACCAGGUGACUCUUUGCCCGGGAAGCGAGACAAAGACAAGGAGGAGAAGCAACGGUGGCGGGGGUGUCGGAGGUCAGGUCACUGGAAGCCUG